AUGCGAUUAAAAGAUGAUGAACGACCAUUACUAUAUGAUAGAGUAAUCUCGACAAAAUUUUUGCCUAUUAUUGAUAUACCUAAUGCAGCUCGUGUAAAACUUAUUUUGUAUAAUGUAAAUGAUCGACCAAUUAUAUACAAAUUUAAAUGUGAAACAAAAGCAUUAAUUACAGCUGAACCACAUGCUUCUGGUACAAUACCAGCUCAUGGAUUUAAUUGUUGUUUAUUAACAUGGCGACGAGCACCUGAAAUAAACAAUUGGAAAGAUAUGAAAUCAACUUCAUUGUUAAUGAUUACAGAAUUUGAAGGUUCUGAUGAUCCAAAUAUAAACGAGCAUACAGUUACAAGAAUUAAAUGUCGCAUAUCAUCAUCAGCAAUGUGUAAUAGUACGAAACCACCUGAAGAACAUAUUACCUUUAAAAGUUCUCUUGAUUCAGUGGUACCUCGAAGUUCAGGUGUAGAAUCGAGAAUAAUUACUCCAAUUACAGGAUUAAAACAUUUAUCAAAUACAUCUCAAAUAUCAUCAAAAAAUCUUAUGACUGUAAAUAAGCGUCAGCUGUCAUCGACCAGUAGUACUUCGGAACGUUCAACAGGAUUUUAUAUGGAAGCUAAGGGUACAAUUAUUAUUGCAUUAAUUAUUGUAAUUCUUAUUUUAUGUAUUCAAAUAUUUCUGGAAACUAAAUCUGAUGCUGAAUAG
Brugia pahangi is the source of this 696-nucleotide messenger RNA. The record is from the annotation of a GenBank genome assembly. NCBI's taxonomy places the organism in Eukaryota, Metazoa, Nematoda, Chromadorea, Rhabditida, Onchocercidae.